This is a messenger RNA of Cuscuta europaea, 3988 nucleotides long. The record is from the annotation of a GenBank genome assembly. NCBI's taxonomy places the organism in Eukaryota, Viridiplantae, Streptophyta, Magnoliopsida, Solanales, Convolvulaceae.
CCGUCGUCCUCGAAACAACACACAGAAACACUUUCUUUUUUCCAUGCCUUCCGUCUCAUUCACCCGCCCAUCCAUCUCCAUCCAGCUCCGACCCUUCAUUUUUUUUUCUCUUCCUCCGUUCAGACUUCAUCACCUAUCCAUUUCGCACUCUCAAUUCGGGUCGAUCUUGAUCGUCUCAUUCAAACGACAGAAACAUUUUUCUACCACACCUUCCUCGCCUUCAUACUGGUCUAUCAAACCAUCCCCACCGUUGAAUCAAAUACUCGAGGCGUGCAGAGUUGAGGAAGACAACAUUCGAUCUCAGAAACAUCACCUGUCAAAACCAGGUCAGAUCACUAAUCUUGAUUGCACUGAACUGCCAAGUAUGCAGAUCACCAAGCGCUAUUUCUAUGAACUGCCAAGUAUCACCAAUCUUCUUCAAAUAGUUUCAAGUUUAUUAAAUAAUUAAUGAGUGAGUUAUGUGAUCAUCCUGGAGGUAAUAUGUUCUCUUUAGUUCUGCUUUGUUUUUUCAAGUGUGUACUCUCUUCAGCAUCUGUUUCUAACUGGCAGCCAUCGAAACUCGGGAGAACAUAUCUAACCUUCCCAAUGGCAAUGACCAACGAUGUCGAGCAGCACAUAUCUCUCCCUUCACUUAUUCAACUCCAUGUAUCCUUCUAUUUGCAUAAUUCGUCCAGAGCACGUUUCAGCAAUUCCUUCAACCGAUGUCCGGCGAUAUCUUCUAUAUUCAUCCAGGUUUGUUUUAUUUUCUUCACCAAUGCCCACACAUAAAGCACCCUGUUUGCUUUAUACUGCAGGUAAUUUUUUAACUUGAAAUGUGUUUCCCCUGUUUGCUACAUCAGUAACACAACAAGUGAAAGCGGAUUCGAAAAUAAUUUGAGCAAAAUCCAGUGCAUCUAUAUGGGAAACUUGAGCAUUUUCAUUGGCCCUUGUCCUGAAUUGUUGUUAGUCAUAAUGUUUGUUUAAGAUGCAUAGAUCGAUUCUUUUCAUUUUUUUCAAUGACAUCCAAGUUUAAUAGUUAAACUUACAGUUUGAUAUUGGGCGUAGUUUGAUUAUUUUUUUUUUUAACAACAAAAAAUCAAAUUUUAUUAACAAAAGGAUGCGCAUCCGGGGAAUCUAACAUAUUAUUAUGUACUGAAAAUUUGUAGCCUUUCAGAUUUAUAAACAAAAUAACAAAAUUCUUGAAAGGUAUCUCAGCCGAUUUCCAAAACUUUAACAUAAACUCAGUGAAUAGUUUACUCAUCGCUUUGAGUGCAUGUCAAAGGCGACAAUCUGCAAACAAUUUGGAUAGGCUAGAGCUAUGCUUUCUAGUUCUACUUGUGAGGAACCUCCUUGCACAAGCACAGACGGUAUACUUUUCCUGCCCAAACAUAUCAAAUAUAUAGAGAGAUUUGUCAACCACUAUGAAGGAGAUAUUCGCAAAACCAUCAUGCUACUUCAGUUCCAGCGUGAAGGCCAAACCUUUCAGAAAGGUAAUUCUUAAAAGGCUGGCCCUGAUCUUUUGAGUAAUAAUCGCCACUUUCUUGAUUAGUAUUUUACUGAUCUUUUGAUAACCAUUGAAUGUGAGCUGCUACAGAGUGGACAGCUCAUAUGCUUAGCAUCAUCUAGCCAUGAAUUUAGUGAGGUCAUUUGAAGUUUUGCAUUGAAGGUGAAGAUUGACUGGGAUUUGCAAGAGAAAUACAUCAUGCAUUUUGAUACAUUAUACUAUUCUAUACUACUGAGUAUGCUUAUGAUGAAAGAAAUUUAGUGAUAAGAUUAUUCAGAUAUAGGUAUUAGCACAUUUUAAGGGUCAAACUAAGUUUACUAACCAUAUCAUCACUAUUUAAUAAGUAAAGUCAGAAAGGUUCUAUUAUAAAGCUAUAGACAUGUAUGUUUACACUUCAACACAUCUUACUGUAUUAGUUUUCCAAUAUCAAUAAAAAGCUUCACUUUUAGUUUUUAAAAUAAUACCAAAAGGAAGAAUAUGAUACACACUCUAUUCUUAAUCAUCAUCCUAGGCACAUGUUUUUUGGUGCUUGACCUGAAGCGGUCCAAAGGGUUCGGAUUUUUUGAAAUAGGACCGGAAACACCGCUUCCAGCUUUGGUUUUUAUAAAUGUAAAAACAAGCUAACAAUUUGGAAAAAUGAGCUGAAGUUGAAUUGAUCUCGAACUGUGCCCAUUUAAGGGUAUGUUUGGUAGCCUAUAUUUUUGGCUUAGCAUUCUUAUUAGCCAAGUUAUUAACUAAACACUGAACUUCUGAUUUAUUUUUGUAAUAAUCAGAUUUUGUAAUAAUCAAAAGAAGUAAAACUGAAAUUACUUUUCCGGCUCUAUUGAGUAAUAUUGCUCAGAUGACUAUUAUUAUUUUUAAUUUUAUUUUUUUAAUAUAACCUUUUCUUUAGUUGAUUAAUAAAUAUAUUUUCAGUAUUAUUUUUCCAUAAUUAUGUCAAUUGAGCCAUUUUAGUCAAUGUUUUAGCACAUAUAGUCAAUUCAGCCAAUUAAACAAACGCAAAAUUACAGCAAUUGAUUGUAGUGUAGCAUAUAAUACGUGCUCACUAUUUCAAAUUUGUCUGUUACGUUGAACAACUUUAGGGGAUACAAACCCAGUGAUAUUCCUGAUCUACACACAUGUACUAAAAUAAGCUACAAAGAUAGACAUUGAGAGCAUCCAUGAAACUAUUAAAGGGUCCAUCAAGAGGUUUUUGGAACAAUCUGUAUACGGGUCCAUCUAAUAUUAAACUUAUAAACUCUAUUUCUACUAAUGCCAAUACUAAGAAACUUAAAAUAAGAUUACAUUUAAAACUGAAAAAUUAAACACCAACAAUGGCAUUGCUACAUACUUUCAUAGAGAAAAACAAAAGAGCACUUAAGCAAAGAAAACAACUUGGAAACAUUAGGUGUAAUACGGAAUAUCUUCCCUUUUUUCUUUUCUUUUUGAUUUGUCUUUGAUUGUUUGCUUAAUUUGAUUUAGUUCCUCGUCAGUGUUUCUUUAUUCCAAGAUCCCUUUGUUCAUUUUUAUUAACAAGAUUAUCUGAAUUUCCAAUAUAGUAAGCAAACUUUCAGUUUCCUUAUGUCUUAUCCCAUUCAUAAGUGGGCAUCUUGCUCGCUGGUAUUGAUAUUAGUUCUGCCUCUGCUAAUAUGACAUCAGGUCAGCCUCUACUUAUUGCUAUCAUUACAUCACCAUAUGCUUUGAGUUUUGUUCUUCAUGCAGGUAUGCCAGGUAAAAUAUUUUGGUUAGCCUGUUUAUUGGUAUUAUUAGAUCAUCAUGACAUUGAUGAUAUUAAAUGGAUCUCAGGGGUUAGGGGUUGAGCAUAUAAAGCAAGUAAGUUCUAAGUUAUUUGAGCGUAUUCAACAUGGAGUUAUUAUACUUUGAGAAAGUUAUUAACCUGCUUCAUAGAAUAGGUUAGAUCAUUCAAAUUAAAAUGCAAGUUAUUUUGAGCAUAACACAUAACUUGUGAGUUAUCUUUUGAAAAAAAUAACUUGCAUGAAAUUAACAGCUCAUGCCACUUAUAAAUUUUGAUGAGAUAAUUUCUUUGGGAGCGUUUUGUAUUUCGUUUCGGAGAUCUUUGUCAUACUUUAUAUUUAUGGCAUUUUAAUUUAUUGGGAGAUUAAGUUGUUCUUACUCCUAUUACUUGGAUAAUUGCAGCUAAAUAACUGGAGUAGUUUGGCAGGUCAAAUAUUUGGUAUUGAUUUGAUAGGAUAUUCAGUUGAUAGCAUUUGUUAACAAUUUUUUGCUGCACAUGGAGUCGGAUGCACAAGAAUUGACAUUGUAUCGAUCAAAUUUCAGCUAAGGACUACACAAAAGCAUUCUACUACAUGGACCUACUGUUUUGUUUUGGUAGUGACAUUUUCUAUUGGUAGACCCGUAAUUUGCUCCUCAUUCAAGUCUUUAGUUUGAAGCGUUCCAUGUAGUUUGUAAUUUCUUUUACUUUCUAUAAUAUAUAGCUUAUCUCAUUAGAGCAUGUAUUAUUUUCCUUUUCAUCAAUAAAACUUCUUUCAUUCUUGAGCAUAAAAA